AUGAAACCAGGCUCGGUUGAACGUGACGGCGGGACUGGUACACCCCCAGUGUACGAACAGCCGCCUGCAGGAGUGAAUAGCCCGUUGAUGAACGCCACGGAGCGUUUCGUGUGUGAGAGGGAAGACGUGCAGACGCGACUGACCACCGAAGACGAAGCGGUCAAAGUAGCAGCAAAGGUGGAUGUGGGUAGCGGGAGUGCUUGCGCGGAUCCUGUGUCGGGAUACAGCUGGCCCUCGACUACGGUCCUCAACGUCGCGAAUCCGGAGGAACUGUGUAUGGACACUCUGCUUCACGCUCCUGGUACCCAAAGUACACUGGACGCUCCGCAUAACAGCGACGCGGACGUGUUGUUAGCUUCCACUUCAAGCACGACAGAGACGGGGCUGCUCAGGCGGUCCCCGUCAUCGUGCGACGCGAUGUCGAGUUUUGAACGUGAACGCCUUCUUGAGCAAAGAAGGCUACAAGCCCAAGUGCUUCACCUUCAAAGGAAAGUUAUCCUUCAGGAGCAGUUGCUCCUGCAGCAGCAGGGGCAGUUGACGGGGUACGCGGCGGACCGAGGGGGAGGCGACGACCGGGACAGGUCGGACGCAGCGGCGCUUGCGUGCAACAUUUCCACUUCAAAAUUUGGAAAAGAUGACGGAAAAGCUCGGCGAGGGCGCAACGAGAUCAAAGGGUUUCAGGGACGGAGCAGCUUUCUCCCUGAAAAACUCAGAGGCGGGAGGGGCGCCGUUCCGUCGACUGGCUCUGGACGCACAAGUGGAGCACUCGAGCCGGCGCCUGGCACAGGGGCCGGGUCGGAGCCAAGGUCUAGACAGGAGAACGCGAAGUCGCGGAGCGGCAGCGCUGCAGAUGCCGAACUGCAGGAGUAUGUGGCGACGAAGAAGCUAAGUGAAGGACGGAAGGUCGGUGAAGAAAGCUUGAAGAGGGAACUCGUGGCGGGGCGCGUAGGCGUGGCGCCGGGAGGUCGCGACUCGCGCAGCCAGUCCUUCUCUGGGUCGGCUGCGCAGGGCUGCGUAGGGUUUUAUGGCGGCCGAAGCUUGAAGGACGCGUUAUCGCCUGAAGACGCCCAGCGAGCUCAUGAAGGAAAGAGAGACAAGGAGGAAGAGAGCGAAGGCAGCGGUUACGCAGUGUCUGGCGCCCCAAGGACACUAGGACAGGGCGGCCGCGUGGGGAAUCGGUGCAGAGCGCAGAGCGAUUUUACUGACGGUUCUUUCAAGAAGAAAGCCGGUCGUAUCGAAGAUCAGUUUUUCCGAAUCAAGCUCUGCCCCAAGUACAUGCGGGGUCUGUGCCGAAAAGGGGCGCGCUGCUCGUACGCCCACGCCGAGGAGGAACUCCGAGAUGUGCCGAACCUGUGGAAAACAAAGUUGUGCACGGCUUUCCGUCUUGGGAAACCAUGCCCACUGGAAGCGUCUUGCCCCUACGCACACGGCGAGGAGGAACUGCGGUCUACUGCGGACUACUACAAGACAAAACUGUGCAAGUUUUGGAUGCGAGAAGGACGAUGCGACGCUGGGAAAGCGUGCCGACAUGCACAUGGAGACCAAGAACUGCGCAAGAGAAACUACCGUCACACGGAACUGGAGAAGUUCGCCCUGCGGCACCACUUGGAUAUGCGCCAGCUUCUGGACGAGUUUCGCACCGGGCGCGUUCCGGUGGCGAUUCAGGAUCUGGUCUCCACCAGCACCGUCGUGGGUUCUGGAGCUGGACGCAGUCACGGAGGCGCUUCCCCGAUUAGCAGCCAAGGCCAGUCGAGUGCAUGCGAAAAUCACGGCCGCCCGCGGUUUUUCUCCUUCACCGCUGCAUGCGUUGAGCGGAAACCGAGAAGCAACUCGGGGGAGAGCAGCAGACUGGGGAUCUCUGCCUCAAGGCGGGGUUUGAACGAUGAUGCGAGCAGUUCUUCUGGUCGUGACGAAGGGCCCGCGACCGGGUCGGGACCGGCUUCGGAGGGAGCAGCAAACUCUGGCGGCAAGGCCGGUGGACCAGGACAGUUGCCGGGCGGGAAGCCGUACAGAGGACAGGGGACUGCAAGUUUCCCGAUCGGCGGAGCACAGCCAGCAGGUUGCGGCGGUGAGGUGCUAGAGGGAGAAAGGCGGGGAGGACAUCGCGGAGGUUCACUCAGCCACUUUCACCUUUCGCAUGGACAUCAGUAUCGCGGGGGAGGCCGGGGGGGGCGCCAUCGCCAUGGACACCACCAACGCCACCGCUUCGACACGCACCAAUCCCUGCACCGCUUGCACCAGUCUGGCGUAGUCCCAGCGACGGCAGAUGCUUUGAAAGGCACUCCACUAGGCGUUCCUGUUGUAGCUGCGACAGCUGGAGGACCACCGUAUGGCAUUGCUCCAGGCGUCACGCCUUACGGUUCUCUCUGCCAGCAGCAAGCGUAUCCGUACGCGUUGAACUACACCACCAAUCUGGCGGCCUGUGGAGGGCUGCAUGCUGCAGCUGCGGCAGUCGCUGCGGCCGCUGUGGCUCAGCAGCACCAGCAUCUUGAAGUGGCGGCGAAAGUUGCGGGGACGCCGCUGUACCCGGGUGUCGAUCCGUACCUCGGCGCGCCGUAUAAUUCGAACUUCCCUGGAGGGGGCAUUCCGUACUCGGCAUCGGUACCCGCUGGUGCGUACGCAACUGCGGGUCCAAGCUCAUCGGGGACCGCAGGUUGCGCUUCCGCUCCGUUCACACCGGCGUCCCGUCCCUAUUCCCCUCCGGGUGGGCCGUACUCGGCUAGGACGGCUAGCACAACUGGAGCAACGCCUUCGCCACAAACGUCGUACAGCGGCCACGGCAAUCUUCCCUUUUCCCCGCCCUGCCCGGGCUCUAGUCCCCGGGGGUCUCCAGACCGGGAAACAGCGACUCCGUCGGCAGUUUUGCAUGCGGCCGCAACAGGGACUAUGUAUCCAGGCGGCACGCCGACGGCCGAGAUCGGCGCGGGCGCGGCGAGGGCCGCUGGAGAUCCGGGGAGCUUUGCCUCUGCGACUCAAUAUUCACACGGGCAGUUAGCCGGCGCAACGACAAACGCGGUCUACAGCGCAAUUCCUGGAUCUGCGGUGAAUCCAAGCGGAGAAACUGCGGGGAUGUGCCACGGGGAAUGCCUGUCGGCUGCAGCUCAAGCAGGGACUGAGGGAUCCGGCUGGAUGACUCCUGGGUGCGGCAGAGUCUCGGACAGACUUCGGCAAACAGGAGCUAUGGACAGGGCGUCUCUCGGAUCGCUGUUGUCGACCGGUUUGACUGUGCCAGCCAGCGGUGCGAGCAUGGUGGACCGGGCCAGCGUUCCGGAUCACCCAAUCGCCAUGUGUGCAAUACCGGGUGUCGCGACAGGAGCUUCAUUUUGCCAGUGGGCCACCGGUUCAGCCUCUCCUGCAGGUUUACCAGGAACCGCGGGCCCCGCCAUUUCGCCGUUCUACGUGCCGACGUCAACCUACCCCGUGUAUCCCGCCACGCACGCGCCUGCCGUGGCGAGGAUGCAGCACUUGACUGAAAUCGACACUGGCGUCGGGAGGGAAAACAGUGUACAGAGCGAAUGA
This is a messenger RNA of Neospora caninum, 3519 nucleotides long. RefSeq names its product putative zinc finger (CCCH type) protein. Gene Ontology annotation, molecular function: mRNA binding; metal ion binding. The transcript is spliced from 5 exons. Lineage: Eukaryota; Apicomplexa; Conoidasida; Eucoccidiorida; Sarcocystidae. The record is from RefSeq and is a predicted model, not a curated record. Bases 1 to 3519 code for a protein of 1172 amino acids.